Messenger RNA from Cadophora gregata, 312 nucleotides. RefSeq lists its product as uncharacterized. Bases 1 to 312 code for a protein of 103 amino acids. The record is from RefSeq and is a predicted model, not a curated record. The transcript is spliced from 2 exons. Lineage: Eukaryota; Fungi; Ascomycota; Leotiomycetes; Helotiales; Ploettnerulaceae.
AUGGCCUUGCGCGGCGGAAAAAUCAUUAGGGGAGCAACAGGAACUUAUGCGUUGCUGCACGCGUUGAAGGCUCCCAGUGUCUACAAAGCCCAAGUGCUGUCGGGUCCUCGUGUUAGCAGCAAAUGGGCUGUGGUGAAAACAGCUGUAGCUGAGCUCGAAACUGUCGCCUUAAAGCGUGAAUACAGCAAUUAUAAGAUCCCCGACGUGGCCUCGAGCCCCUAUAUCCGAACCCUCUACGAUGCUGUUGGCUCCUUUGAAAACUACGGACGCCAGGAUGGUGCUGCUGCGGAGGAUUCUUGUUGUGGAAACUGA